CUAGGCGUGCACAAGUUUGUCCUUUGUCCGAAGGGCGUUGGGAAAGACUUAUCUGAUCCUUUCCCUCUCGCGCGACCAGUGGCUGUGAAGGAGCAUUCGAGAGUUUUACGAGGCCACUAUCGAUGGCAGACCUAUAUGAGAAUCCGUGGGAAAGGCGAACGACCGUUCGAAGGGCGCCACCGGGACCAUGGAAUGGUGGUUCACUGCUUUCAGCCUUAUCCUUGACAGACAGCAGCCAUCGAAUAAUCAUCGGAGUCGAUUAUGGGACAACUUACACAGGCAUCAGUUAUGUCGACUCCUCUAAAACUAGUAUCAACGAUAUCCACGUCAUUAGAACCUAUCCGGGCCCAGGUGGUGCAGACGCUGUAUGGAAGACACCGUCGCGUAUUGCCUACCGGAGCGAAAAUCAAGAGUCCAACGCCAACCAAUUCGGGUAUCAAGUUACUCCAAAGAUGACCAGCUAUAGUUGGACAAAGUUGCUGCUCGACUCCAGGACCCCAGCAACGGCGCAUGAUGAUCCGGAUCUGCAGAAGUCAGAAGGCGCGGGUAUGCUCCGACUCCCUCGAGGGAAAACGGCCACAGAGGUAGCUGCCGAUUAUCUGCGAGAGGUAUACCGAUGGACAGUCACAGAGCUUGAAAAACGCAUCUCUCCAGAGGUGGUUCGCGAGACCCCGUUCGAAUUCUGGUUCACGGUGCCUGCAAUCUGGAGUGAUGCCGCGAAGGCUUCGACUCAAGCUGCUGCACGCGCUGCAGGGUUUGCCUCGAGACCAGGAGAUAAAAUCUUUCUGAUACCGGAACCCGAGGCAGCUGGCGUAUCCGUUUUGAAAGGUCUGACUCAAGAAGGACUAUCAAACCAGGCAAAGCCCGGCGACGGGCUCUUGAUAUGCGAUUGUGGCGGAGGCACUGUCGAUAUAACCACUUACAAGAUCACCAGCGUUGCACCGAAAUUGACUUUCGAGGAACUGGUUGAGGGAGCCGGUGGCAAGUGUGGUUCCACUUAUAUCGAUCGUCAAUUCCAUCAAUGGAUGUCUCGGAAGUUUGGUGCCAGUUUCGAUAAUUUGAAGUUCGAGAAGAAAGGCCCAGGCAGCCGAUUCAUGAAGGAUUUCGAGGGUCACAAGAAGGAUUUUGGAUCUUCCGACGACCUCGACCAAGUGUAUGAGAUCAACCUGGUGAUGCCCGGCGUAAGCUACUCAAUCGUAUACGAUGACGAUGAAUGUGUAGUUAAACUUACUGGGCGAGACAUGCUCAGCUUUUUUGAGCCGGUGGUGAACAAGAUCAUCAGUCUUCUGGAGCAGCAGAUGCGACUGGCAAACCAGGCCGCAGGAAACUGCACGAUUAAUCGAGUUAUCCUAGUCGGUGGUUUUGGAGACUCCCCCUAUCUCAACACCAAGGUUCGGGCGUGGUGUAAUAGCCGAGGAAGCGUAAGGCUCUUAUGUCCAGAGCAUCCUCAAGCAGCCAUCGUUCGAGGCGCUGCAUUGCGCGGUCUUUUAGACAUUGCACCGAUCCGGAAGCGAUGCCGUCGUCAUUACGGCGUCGCAUAUAGCGCUACGUUUCGAGAAGGCAUCGAUCCUGAGACCGACGUAAAGUACGAUUCGUGGGAUGGACGAAAGCAAUGCAACUCGAGAAUGGAUUGGCAAGUCAAAAAGGGACAAGUCAUCGAUGAAAACACCCAUAUCUCCACAAGCGUACGGAGAAGUUACACAGCAGGCGAUUCGUUAAUUCGGACCAAGACGUUGUAUUCCAGCUCCUUUGAAGUCCCUCCAGAGAGGAAGACAGACCCUGGCGUAGAAGUGGUCGGAACGAUCCGGCAUGUCAUGCAACAAUCACACUUGGCAAAGUUCGAAUCGAGUUACAAAAAUGGAAAGUUGAGGUACAGGCUCUGUUAUGACAGAGAAGUAAUACUAGGUUCAAAGGAAGGGACAUUACAGUUUAGGGUGACUUGUGACGGAGAGGAGCUCGGAACCGCGUCUAUCGAAUAUGCGAAGGACGAGGCUGCUCCAGGGGGAGGGUCACCAGCGUCUGUGGCCUCAGCGAUGCAAUAUGUGUGAUACCCAUGAAUUUUAAUCAUUUUCAAGUCCUGUAGCGCGACGCGUUUGCUUAAGGUUGAUGGUGGUGUUGCUCAAAGCUGACAGGCACCUGAAGGGGGACAUGAUGGCCAAGUGGUCAGAAUUGACGCACGGAGCAAUACAGGCGGCGAUUUGGCUGGUGUACGAUGGGUGGUGGGACUGGAGAUGCGUCGGAGCAAACUUUAGAACUACGGAAGACCGGGAGCAUAAGAUAUUCUAUGGUGGACUAGGAAAACCAGAGGGCCACUCAACGUCACGUCCUCGGCUGACUUUUUGAUGAACUUCAUCCACGCACAAAAGCGUUUCCUCAAAGACUUUUAUAUA
Messenger RNA from Mytilinidion resinicola, 2390 nucleotides. Its product is annotated as actin-like ATPase domain-containing protein. The coding region runs from base 123 to 2048 and encodes 641 amino acids. Gene Ontology annotation, molecular function: ATP binding; ATP-dependent protein folding chaperone. The transcript has 7 exons. The record is from RefSeq and is a predicted model, not a curated record. Lineage: Eukaryota; Fungi; Ascomycota; Dothideomycetes; Mytilinidiales; Mytilinidiaceae.